This is a messenger RNA of Frankliniella occidentalis (western flower thrips), 1154 nucleotides long. Its product is annotated as putative nuclease HARBI1. The record is from RefSeq and is a predicted model, not a curated record. Lineage: Eukaryota; Metazoa; Arthropoda; Insecta; Thysanoptera; Thripidae. The annotation marks the transcript as partial. The transcript has 4 exons.
UGUCGCCAGCGGCGGCCCGGCCCCGCUGCGCUCGCUGCUUGCUCGGCGCUCGGCUGCCUCGGCCUCGGCUCGGCUCGUCUCGUCGGGUUUGGCUCGGUCGGUAGUCGGUCGAAGUCGCGUUGAGUCGAGGUGGCAGUGACGCAGUGACAUCAGAUGUUUUGUUUGGUUCGUGCUGUGUAGACCACUCGUCGGCUUCUGGCUACUGUUUGCUGUUAUUGUCGUUUUGUCGUUUCGGAAUCUUCAAAGAAAUCAUGGCACGCCCCUCGGUCUUGAAAAUGAUAAAGUAUUAUUGUUUGCUGGACGCUGAACUCAGCGCUCAGGGCCGUCCCUUCACUGAGACAGAGAAAAUCAGUAUUAAGCGCAUAAUAGCCUACAAUCUGUUCAAGCGGCUCACAGCUCACGCCAGGCUUCGAGCGAGGCUUGCUAAUAGGAGGCAGCUGAAGAGAUGGCAUGUGAGGCCAAUUUUCCAAGACAGGGAGAUUUAUGGUGCUUGGUUCUCACUUAUCCCUUUGAUGAAGGAGGCAGACACUGAUGAAUAUUACCGGUUCUUCCGAAUGACUCCUGAUUGUUUUGAUUGGUUGCUUGAGCAAGUGAGCCCGUUCAUAACAAAGAAGUCAAAUCGUAAAAGCAUUUCAGCAGGGGAGCGUUUAGCCAUUACUUUAAGGUAUUUGGCAUCAGGUGACAGUCAGUCCUCUUUGUCCUACCUCUUCCGGGUGUCUAAUCAAGCCAUCUCCAAGAUUGUCACUGAGACAACAGCUGUAAUUUGGUACACCUUGAAACCAGUGGUAUUUGAACAAUUAAAUGAGGAUUUUUGGAGACGUAAGGCAGCUGAGUUUGAAUCCAUGUGGCAAUUUCCCAUGUGCGUUGGUGCAAUUGAUGGAAAGCACUGCUCCUUUCAGAAAUUUCCAAUGCGUGGCUCAGAAUUCUUCAACUACAAAGGAACACAUAGUAUCAUCCUCUUCGCAGUUGCUGAUGCCAAGUAUAAGUUUAUUGUGGCUGACUGUGGUGCAAAUGGGCGUGAAGGAGACAGUGGAGUGUUUGAUACAUCAGCCUUUGGGCAACUUUUCUACAACCAUGGACUACGCCUCCCCCAACUUGUCUACAAUCCCAAGAUAGACUGUCUACUGCCGUAUGUGUUCCUUGGUGACGAUGCU